Plasmodium vivax (malaria parasite P. vivax) is the source of this 2722-nucleotide messenger RNA. RefSeq names its product WD domain, G-beta repeat domain containing protein. Gene Ontology annotation, cellular component: small-subunit processome. Gene Ontology annotation, molecular function: protein binding; snoRNA binding; phosphatidylinositol binding. The transcript has a single exon. NCBI's taxonomy places the organism in Eukaryota, Apicomplexa, Aconoidasida, Haemosporida, Plasmodiidae. The record is from RefSeq and is a predicted model, not a curated record. Bases 1 to 2418 code for a protein of 805 amino acids.
AUGGAACUGGAACACUUUGACAUCGGCAUAAACCGAGUGGAGCAGAGGGAGGAAAAGGUCUACUACGUCAUCCUCAUUCAGUACAAAGACCUCAAAUACGAAGUCAGCAGGAGGUACAGCGAAUUUGAAGAGCUCCACUGGGAGUUACUGCACAUGGGUUUUUCAACCCUGCCAAACUUACCCAAGAAAAAAUUAAUGGCCUACAAAAACGCAGAAUAUAUCAGUUACAGAAAGAAGGUACUCAACUCGUAUGUGCACAAUUUAUUCAUCCGAGCGGACGUGAGAUGUUGUGCAUUGUUUCUGAACUUCAUUUUAUUUUACGACAAAAUUAAUUUAUCCGUUGAGGUGGUAAAAACGAAGCUGCUAAACAGCAUAGGGUCGCAGAAAUUUUCGAUGAGCGAUUUGUACAUUAACGAAAAAUACAAUUUCAUCAUUUGUGUGUAUGAAGAUAAGAGCAAUUUGAGCAAACUGGGGAAGUUGUGGUCCAUCAUUGAGCCAGACAUAGUUGGGGAGAUAAAGGUUUUCACGUAUAAUAACGACUUGACCUCUACAUUCUGCGAAACGUAUAAAGAGCAAACUGUGUAUAAGGCUCGAAACAUCGUCUGCGCGGAAUUGCAAAAUGAAGUGAUUAUUUCAGGAGAUGAUGGGAAAAUUCACAUUUACAAAAUUGACACCCAAUUGUUAACCCUAAUUUAUGUGAAGAAUAUCCCCUGCCAUAAUGACACCAUUUUAAAAAUGAUGAGCUUCCAUCCUGACCUAUUUUGCACCUGUGGGUAUGAUAACGCCUUCAGAUUGUUACGUCUAGGUGAUUAUAAAAUUCUGAGCGGGGGACGGUGCAAUAAACGUUUGGAUAAGGACAAAAUUACCACAUGUCACCUGCUCAACUAUAGCAAUAUCGUCCUUGGGACCGACUGUGCGGUUUUCUUCAUUUACAAUAUGAUGAGCAAUCCCCCCCUCUACCUAGACACCAAGAAACUCAAAAAUGGGGAAAAAAUUAACUGCUUCGCUAAUACGGAUAAGUACCUAUUUAUAGGCUACGAUAACAUCAUUGCGUGUUACAAUUACCAUUACAACAGUGAGGCGAAAAAUGCGAGGGGGCUAACUCCAGGUGAGAACUUCACCGAAUGUGUGGCUUACCAGGACCCGCCUGGAGGUAGUACCCAAACCGAUGGGCAAACGAAUGAAAAGCAGCCGCUCAUCACCAAACUGAUAGUUGACAACAACAUGUCGGCGCAGUACGUCCCCCCGUUGCUCUACGACAAUACGGUCCUAUCCCUAAGCGUUAACAAAGAGAAAAAGGUCCUCUACGCAGGGUACGAAGAUGCAAUUGUUAUAUGGUCUAUAACUAGCGGCCUGAUCGUUUCGGCCUUCCAUGGACAUACAAACGGGGUGCACUUUUUAAAAUUUUUGAGCAGCUCAGGUUUUUUGCUCUCAGGGGGAGAUGGGGGAAAUUUAAAAAUAUGGAAAAAUGACAUAGAUAAUUUCCAAAUAUGGAAGCCGAAAAGGAGGACUUACAAAGCCAACGAACCGGUAGGAAUUCCCCACCAAGCAGUGUACGCCGAAUCUUCCGCCCACAAAAAUAGUCAGCAUAACAAUUUCACCUUUAACGAGAGCGAAGAUGGUGAUGACCCUGAUAGUAGAAGCAACGCGCAGAGCGAGUCCCUAUCCAUUGACAACCUGUUGGGAGAAACGAACAAGAAAUAUGACUACCAAGUGUAUGACACGUCUAACUACAAGAAGGACCUAAUCAACUACAACGCGUCGACAAACAUAAACAGUGUUGACUCCUCCAGGAGUAACCUCUUUUACGAUAAAAGUGUGAGCAAUGCGCCGCAGGAGUUUCCGUCCGAUGCGAGCAACUUGGAUGUGUGUAUACUCACAAGCAGGGAAGAUAAGGGCAGAAGCGGUAGCUACGACUGUAACGUUGAUGUAAAUUUUAGCAAAGGGGAUAACUCCUUUCAUGCACCGCUCUAUGGCCAGGACUUUCAACAGAAUUAUGCGCAGUACGGCGUAGCAAACGAGGAGGUAAAGUUCCACCAGGGGGGGAAAAAUGAGGAGCGUUACCAGCAUGAUCAGUACAACCUGCGCGGUCAUAGCGGUUAUGGAGGGUCUCCAAUUGCACAUGGUUACGAAGCCGGCCAAGAGAAGGGGGGUUCCCACGCAGAGGCACACCACGAUGAUGGCCACCACAGCGGUGCUCACCAUGGAGGUAUUCUCCACAGUGGCGCCCACCAGAUGGACGCGUAUGGAGCGAAUUACAACAGCGCCACGGCCCUUCAAGCGCAGCACAGCCCCGACGGGGGCGCCCCUAAUUCGAUGGAUAUGAAGCACAUUGAGGGGGACCAGUUCAGCAACUUAAAGAGGGACAUCGUUUACGUCAGUGACGACGACGACGAUUUGAUUUCAGCCUUUAGGUAAUCCUUUUUUUUUUUAAGUCCAUUUUUGCAUCAAUUGUGUGCCGCCUUUUGCGCCAAGUGUGUGCCCCUCUUGGGGCCAGUUUUGUUCCCCUUCGCUCCCGCCGCAUCACGCGGCUGAACCGUUUCUCUUUUUUUUUUGUGUGAUAAUAUGUGCCCCCCAUUAUUUGCGGAGUAGUCCAUUUCUUUCAUGAGCACCCAACCCGCUUCACCACAACGCCUGAGGAACUUGCGCCGCACGGUUAACCCCUCCCCGCGCUAUUAUCAAAGGGGUAAACAUUUGCAGAGACAGUCCCGCGCAUCCGCUU